Molecule: messenger RNA, 3372 nt
Organism: Silurus meridionalis
Lineage: Eukaryota; Metazoa; Chordata; Actinopteri; Siluriformes; Siluridae
Gene: niban1b
Product: niban apoptosis regulator 1b
Exons: 14
Coding region: 106-2865 (919 amino acids)
Source: RefSeq, a predicted model, not a curated record
GUGGAGCUCAGACUUCAGGCGUGAGCGCUGCUCAUUGCUGUUUACGACGUUUGAGACUGAAGAGAGUUAACGGGAGUAAAGGAGUCAGAGAAAUAACUCUUCGCCAUGGGAGCUUCUUCCUCCAGUCUUUUAGACGAAACUAAAUGUAACUACAUCAGAGGACGGACCGAGGCUGAGCUAAAUAACUUCAGCCCUCACUUUAAGAGGCAGCACAGUGUGGCAUUUUUUUCCCAGCUGCAGGAUGAAGUGGAACAGCAGCAGACACAUCUAUACACACAGCUUCUCAAGCAGAAGGAGCCACCACAGGCCUCUGAUUUGGUCUAUAAGGAUAGCGUAUUACACUUUGAUGACAGUAAGAAAUGGAAGGAGAGAUGUGUGACAGUGCGGGCAGACUACAGCGUGGAGCUUCAUGACAGCCAGGAGACUUUUGCUAAAGGAACUCCUGCACGUCAAAUACUCCAGCUAACAGGUGGCACGGUGCUGACCUCGGAGGAGAAAUAUUCUGCUCUAGUAGACAAGGCCUUCCCUGAUCUGAACAGCUCUAAAGAGGAGGCUGCUUCACCCAUGAUGACCGUUCCAGGUCCAUUUUCCGUCUUUUUGAGACUCCCAUAUAGGAGAGAUGCCUACUUCAGCUUCCAGGAGGAAGACAAACAGAUUCGCUUCAUCUCCAUUCUCUCUGACUGCAUCCGCCAUCAAAACCACGACACUCUGAAGGAGUCAACAUGUGAAGUCCAAGCCUUUCUAAAGGCCAUUCAUUUCUACAGACAGGAGAAAGGACAUUAUGAAUCAUGGGAGAUGCUUGUAGGCACCGACUGCCAAGUGCUGGCUAACCUGGUGAUGGAGGAGCUCUUGCCGUCUCUGCAGACAGAGCUGCUGCCCAAGCUGAAGGGGAAGAAAGCUGAGAGAAAGAGAGUGUGGUUCACGACUGUGGAGGCGACUUAUGAGCUGGUACAGCAGCAGCUCAAUGAGGGACUGCAGAGGUUAAAGAAGGAGUGCAGUGAGAUUGACAAACAGCAGGAGACACUCAUUCGUUCUGACUUGGACGAGAUCAUCAACUCCAGAAACUUCCUAAAGUCUAAACUGCAAGGCCUAGUCUCAGAACCAGCGAUGAAGUAUUGCUCUGAGAGUGUAUCUCCGUAUCUGGCCUCUAUUCUGGAGGAGUUGAUGGGUCCUGUGAGUUCCGGGUUCCAGGCUGUGAGACAGCGUUUGGAGACAGAACUGAACCGAAUUUGCACGGACUUUCAAUCUGGAGGAAAUAAAGAAGAACUCACUAAAGCUUUAGCGGAGGUGUCUCAUGUUCAGCUGGAGGACUGUUAUCAGCACGUCUCCGUGCUGAAGGAACAGCUACAGGAGCUUCGAAGCCGCUUCAGGUUCUCCAACUCGACAUUGGUGGUGCACAAGACACAAAGCUACAUGCAGCAGCUAAUGGAGAAUGCCGUGUACACAUUCGAGUUGCUGCUUCAGUCAGCUAUCAAAGAUGAACCCGAGAAAUUGGUUACAGUCAUGGAGAAAGCCAAGCUUCGGAUGCUUAAGCAAUAUGACUAUGACAGCAGCACAGUUAGGAAGAGAAUUUUCCAUGAGGCUCUGGUGGACAUCACUUUUCCAGCCAUCAGAAGAAACCUGGCCCCCAGCUGUAAAACUGAGCUCCAGCACUAUGAGCAGUACAUCUUUGCAGAUUACACAAACUUUAUCCAAGUGGAGAACGUCUACGAGGAUAUAAUGCUGAACAUCCUGAAUAAUGAAGUGAACAAAGUGGUAAAAGAAGCAGCCACUCUGAAGAAGCACAACCUGUUUGUGGACAGCACCGAGCUGCAGUGUCUAAGUCAGAGCAGCCUUACAGACAGUCGCACUCCACCUCGCUCUGCCCCAUCCAGUCCAGCCGUAGUGCAAUCUGCAGUUGCAGCACAAAAAGCAGAGCAGAUAUCCAGCUCAUCUAUAGUGGAAAAUGGCAGUUCACAGAAGCAAUCAGUGGAAGAGAAACAAGAAUUGGCAAAUGAAUUAUCUCAGACCGCUGAAGCACAACCAUCUAAACCCAGUGAGCAUUCAGCUUGUGCAUCUGUAGAUUCUCCAGAUCAAUCUAAGAUCCCUUCCCAACCCCUAUCCGAUUCCUCAGCGGGGAAUUGUGAUAUUUCUGUGGAUAAACCUGACAUCGUGUCCUGCACCUCAUUACCAGAAGAAGCUGAUGCUACAGCACAGACCCAAGCUUUGAUAUCUACUGUGAAUGAUUUCAAGACUUCUCCUGUUAUUAUUGUGUCAGAACCUGACUCGAAUGUGGAUCAAACCAUUUCUGUCAACGUACCAAUUGAAGUUAAUACAGAAAAUCCUGUUCUUCCAGCUUCUGUGCAAGAAAAUCAGAGUGUCAGUGCUUUAGAAGAGACAAAGGUUGAGAGUGCAAAUCAGUGUCAUUCUGAGAUCUGUGAUGCCGUGCUUGCAACCACUGAGGAGCCACAGAGUGGUACAGUCCAGCCUGAUACAACCGAAGCUGAAAAUAAUUCAGGUCCCCAGACUAAGGACACAGAAGACACACAAAUAGAAACACAUUUCUGCGAAUCCUCUUCCACUAAAGAUGACACCGCAGUCACUGAGACACCAGCAGAGAGCAUAAUGGAGAGUUCCAGCAGUACCAACACAAACGGACUCCCCAUUAUCCCUGAUCCUCCAGCAGAGGGCGAGAGUGACAUGACUGCACACUCAGACGAGGUAGUGUCUGAAGGCACCACAGCUCCACACCGAGACUCUGUCAGUGAGGAUGAAGAAGCAGAAGCAGCACUGGACAGUGUGAAGUGCAUCAGAGAUCUGGUGGUGGAAAUAAUUGAGGUAGAGGACAUUGUGAAUCCCUGUCCAGAUAGUAGGGAAACUCAAUAGAGGCCUCUGAAAUAGAGAAGUGAAUGAUCUCCUAGGGGACUUGGACUGCACAAGGGCUUUUAGAAGCAACUAAACAAAAUCGUAUCACAAUAACGUCUAACUCGGUUACUCAAAAUGCUUUUCCUGAAAUAUUGUAAUUAAAUCUUACCACAUUUUUUUGUUUGUUUUUUGUACACUGACAUUCCAAGAUUAAAAAAAGGAUAUCAGAAGUUUAUAUAAUUUUAAAUAUAUAGUUAAGAAUUAGUUUAGUUAGCACUGCACUUUGUAUGUAACACUUAUUCUCUUUUGAAUAUCUCAAUUAUAUUUGCAGAUGCUUUUGUAUGAUUUAGUAUUACAUUCUACUUUAAAAUCAGAUCUCUAAUAAGGGUUUCGCACGGUACAUCAGUGAGCUCCGAGUGCCACUGAGAGCGUAAUCUGGUGUCUAAAUACAAUAUCACUCAUAUAUUGGACUGCUACAUAACUGCAAUAAACAAAUGUUUUCUGUGAGCAUUGUUUUACAAUUCAAAA